Messenger RNA from Corticium candelabrum, 744 nucleotides. RefSeq lists its product as uncharacterized. Bases 1 to 708 code for a protein of 235 amino acids. Gene Ontology annotation, molecular function: sialyltransferase activity. The transcript is spliced from 2 exons. The record is from RefSeq and is a predicted model, not a curated record. NCBI's taxonomy places the organism in Eukaryota, Metazoa, Porifera, Homoscleromorpha, Homosclerophorida, Plakinidae.
AUGGCGACAGGACGUGGCGUGUACGUUGCGCUAGCUGACGACACUUUCGCUCAAAUCAGCAAAUAUUUGUACAACAAAUCGUGCGCUCUUGUCGGUUCAUCAUCUCUGCUGCUCAAUCGAUCGUACGGAAGUGACAUCGACAGUCGUGAUCUCGUUGUACGAAUCAAUGAUGCUCCAAUCAGAGGAUAUGAGAAAUAUGUAGGGAGUCGAAUAGCCGAUGUGAUAUUUACCAGUGCAGGUAGAGCGAUGAGCAGAUGUCCAAGGACAGUAAACAAUCGGACAGUAAACAAUCGGACACUAAUCGUUAGAUGCUGGCAUCGCUACAACCGAGCAGGAGUGAAGGAUUGCAAGAAGAGAUUUUCACUUCCAGUCUAUUCCAUAUCCCCAUACCUCACUUCAUUCACUAAAGACGUAUUGAAAGAGUACAAACUAAAGCGUUUCAAGGACAAACGUUAUUCGGCACCUACUUCAGGGGUGUAUGCUACUGUGUUUUGUCUCAACUUUUGUCGAGAACUUCAUCUGUAUGGAUUUGGCUAUACUAAAGGUCAAGCAUACUCAUACUACAGCAAUUUGAAACCUGGAGGAAAAACAAGACACGAUUUUAGAACAGAACGUUUCCUAAUUCACGAUAUAUCAAAUGGUAAUGCAACCCAAAAACUGGAGGACAUUCCAGAGUUUAGCUGUAGGAGAGUGUACCUACAUACAUAGCUAUAGAUUACUAUAUACUGAAUCAUAUGUGAUGGU